Serpula lacrymans var. lacrymans S7.9 is the source of this 3990-nucleotide messenger RNA. RefSeq lists its product as uncharacterized. The transcript is spliced from 4 exons. Bases 1 to 3990 code for a protein of 1329 amino acids. Gene Ontology annotation, molecular function: 3'-5' exonuclease activity; DNA-directed DNA polymerase activity; DNA binding. Gene Ontology annotation, cellular component: gamma DNA polymerase complex; mitochondrion. Lineage: Eukaryota; Fungi; Basidiomycota; Agaricomycetes; Boletales; Serpulaceae. Gene Ontology annotation, biological process: mitochondrial DNA replication. The record is from RefSeq and is a predicted model, not a curated record.
AUGAUUUUUGUGUGUGCAGUCCGAAUCCAGUGUAUCGGCGAUCUGCGUAACCCUAACCCGCAGUGUGAGAGACUCGCCAACGUCCGAGUUGCAAUACGCGCCCAAGGGAAAGCAAAAAUUGGCUUUCGAGACUCUUUAACAGAUGCCCUCGAUUUCCGAAUGCUCAACCUAGGGAGAAAAGUAUAUGCAAGGGAGAUUUUAUUGCAUCGCUGGAUUCGCGAAUCAUCAUCUUCAGCUGCACUGGUACAGAAACAAGCACCCACUCAUGGCAAAAUACGACACAGGAAUACUGUUGCGGAAAUGACUAAAGAUAGAGAGAAAGAUAACACAAAAAAAGAGCCAGUGAAGUAUGAACACCUUGAAACGCAUGGUUUGGACCCAAGCCAGGGGUCAAUUCUCCCAGAUACAGGUUUUACUCUACCUCCUAUGCAAGGUCGUAAUAUCGACGAACAUUUCCACCGUAUUGGUUCUAACUCAGCACAGCCGUGGUUAUCGCUAGCCAAAGGCUUUUCCCAAGGCCUUUUGCCCCCAAAGCCUGAUCAAUGGGACAUCCAGUCAGGUUGGACAAAAUAUCAUUUUCUACCUGACGGUUCCAGUUACAGCGAACACGUUGAGUACCCAGAGCAUGAUGGACAAGCGGAGCAGAUGCUGGUUUUCGACGUAGAGACUAUGCCUCCUUACCACCCAUACGCUGUCAUGGCUUGUGCAGCGUCCGGCAAUGCAUGGUACUCUUGGAUAUCACCUUGGCUCUUGGGCGAAUCAACUGAACCCCGCCAUCUCAUCCCAUUUGGUUACCCUGAUUGUCCUCGAAUCGUUGUUGGUCACAACGUAUCUUAUGAUCGAGGGAGGAUUCUGGAAGAAUAUGAUUUACGUGGCACACAGACGCGAUUUCUAGACACUAUGUCCUUGCAUGUCGCGGUCAAAGGUAUAUCUUCUCAUCAAAGACCAGCUUGGAUGAAACACCGGAAGUCAAAAGAAAAGCUGCAAGAAAGGCGGGCUGAAGCUGUGGAAGCUGUGGUUGAGCUCAUGCGGGAUACCGAGAUGAAGUACGAUCAGGAAGUCGACUCUAUCAAGAAGGAAGAACUUCGACGCCUGCGUCUAGAAAUGGAAGAGAGCUUGCCCCAACUCCAAGCUGAAGAUAUUGAUGUUGCUGAAGCUGAAUUGUCUAACAAGCGCUGGGAAGACCUGACGUCUGCUAAUUCUCUGGCUGAUGUUGCUAAGCUUCAUUGUGAUAUCACCGUUGACAAGGGAAUUCGCAACGAUUUCAUGUCGCAUACUCCCUCCGAAAUACUAGCCAAUAUCCAUGAUUAUCUCAAUUACUGCUCACAGGAUGUCUUCGUCACACAUGCAGUAUUCUCACAAGUGCUCCCUGCGUUCCUUGCUCGUUGUCCAAGCCCUGUAUCAUUUGCGGGUAUCCUUACGAUGGGUUCCAGUUUUUUGACUGUAAACGAAUCAUGGGAAGCAUAUCUGGAAAAUGCAGAGAGAACGUACCGGGAGUUGGACGAAAAGGUUAAGACACGCCUCGUAGAUCUUGCCGAAGAAGCGAAAGGAAUGAUGGAAGAUGGCACAUGGAAAGACAGUUCGUGGCUCGCUCAACUUGACUGGACACCGAAAGUCGCUGGGAAGUCCAGAGGAGUGCUACCUUCCGUGCAGCCAAUCUGGCUGAAAAUCCUUCUCUCGCAGGGACCACUCCAUAGCCGUAGCAUCAACCGUAUUUUGCCCCUGCUUCUCCAAUUGUCAUUCGACGGAUAUCCUCUACAAUACUCGAAAGAAGAACUGUGGCACUACCUGAAAGAUGACAUGGUGGUGCGGUUGCCAAGUGCCGGAAAGAGCAAAACUGUGUCCAUUCUUGGGGCUUCUCAUGGUUUACCACACUUAAAAUCUGGCCGUAUGACAUCAAAUGAUUUGUCUCUCGCCGUAUCCAUAUCUAGUGGGGAUAGAACCGAUGUCAUUGCAGCGCAGAUAUUAGACUUUGCAAAAUAUGUAAUCGAGCAGUCGACACCAGCUCAUAUAAAAGGUAGCCCUUGGUUGAGACAACUGGACUGGACGCGUGUCGAAUGUGAAAAUAGCCAGUCGACCCCAGGAGGAUCAAAAUCUCCUUCCGCGAAAGGCUCUAAACCUCCGCCAGUACUGUGGCCCAAGUGGUACUGGGAUCUGGCGAAGCCAAAGAAAGACAUGCCACCUGGAUCUCUCGACAUAACUGUGCGGAAUCGUAUUGCACCUAUCCUCUUGCGCCUUUCAUGGCUGGGAUGGCCCCUAUUCCAUUCUCGAGAACAUGGUUGGAUGUUCCGCGUGCCUAACAAUGUCAAUUUCUCUAUUCGACUUACUCCACUUCAGUUCUACGAUCCUGCAGAUGGUGUACUACAAGAUUCAAGCUUGCGCGGAGGCUUUGUUUUCUAUAAACUUCCUCAUAAGGACGGGGAGAAGGCAAAUGUUGGAAGUCCUCUUGGGAAGUCAUUCAUGAAAUAUGCACAAGAUGGAACAAUGACUAGCCCGGGGGGUGAAGCUAACGAAGCGCUUGAUAUGAACGCUCAAUGUAGCUAUUGGAUCAGCGCACGAGACAGGAUCAUUAAACAGAUGGUUGUUUGGCAAGACGAACAGUCGACUAUGGGUUUUGGUACUUCCGAGCAAGGAGACAAGUCUGUCGCUGCUGCCCAAAAAUGGGGAAUAAUAUUACCUCAAGUUAUUACCAUGGGCACGGUGACUCGCCGUGCAAUUGAGAAAACGUGGCUGACAGCUAGCAAUGCGAAGAAGAAUCGCGUGGGCUCUGAACUGAAGGCUAUGGUCCGGGCCCCCGAAGGAUAUGCUAUAGUCGGUGCCGAUGUAGACUCGGAAGAGCUGUGGAUCUCGAGCUGUAUGGGUGAUGCACAGUUUGGUUUGCAUGGCUCCACAGCAAUCGGUUGGAUGACCCUCGAAGGGACAAAAGCUGCUGGUACCGAUUUACACUCGAAAACCGCCAGUAUACUAGGCAUCUCACGUGACCAAGCCAAAGUGUUCAACUAUUCUCGAAUCUAUGGCGCGGGCAUGAGACAUGCGGUACUUCUUCUACUCCAGUCUAAUGCGAGCAUGUUACCAGAUCAGGCUCAAAAAUUGGCUGAGAACCUCUAUGCUUCGACGAAGGGCAAGAAUACUCACCGAUCAGACAUUUUUGGUCGGAAGUUCUGGUUUGGCGGGACAGAGAGUUUCUUGUUUAACAAGCUGGAAGAGAUUGCGUUGUCUGACUGUCCCCGAACGCCUGCCCUUGGGUGCGGGAUAACAUAUGCUCUAUCAAAAGAAUACCUACCAGCUGAAUUCGGUUCAGACUACAUGACUUCUCGUAUCAACUGGGUUGUACAGUCUUCGGGGGUCGAUUACCUGCAUCUGCUCAUAGUCUCAAUGGACUAUUUAAUCAAAACAUACGAUAUCAAGGCAAGAUACUUAAUAUCAGUUCAUGACGAGCUAAGGUAUUUGGUUGCGGACGACGACCGAUACCGCGCUGCACUGGCGUUACAAAUAGCCAAUCUGUGGACCCGUAGCUUGUUCGCCUACAAGCUCGGGAUGGACGAUUUGCCUCAGGGAGUUGCGUUCUUUUCUGCCGUGGAUGUUGACACAGUACUGCGUAAAGAAGUGGACAUGCCCUGUGUUACACCGUCACAUCCGACACCAAUCCCUCCGGGAGAAAGUCUCAACAUCGUGCGCACGCUAGAAAAAACUAAUGGAGGCUCUUUAUGGGCUGACGGAAGACCUAUGGCCAAGGUGGACACCAGCCACUGGAGUGAUGACGCUUCAGAAGAUUAUCGUAGUCCUGACUGCUUAACCCACCGGGCAAAAAGCGCUGCCUUUCUCCGUGCACAGGCCACUAGCGAGUUCUCUGAAGUCAAGCACCUUGCACAGCAAACUUCAGGAGAUACAUAUGAAGGUGGCAUCGGAGGCAAUAAAAAACCAGGGCGGCGAAAAAGUGGGUCGAGGUCUGGCUAUGAGGCGCAGCUGUCACGGCAUCAGGCGCUUUAG